GUUUAAAAUUAUUUCGAAGUCUGAUUCCCCCGGGUGUUCAUUUUUUUGGUAAAAUCCCGGGUGUUCAUUGGGUUAUUAUUGCAUCGGCCAUCAAUCGCUCUAUCGCCAAUGCCAGCUUUUAGCCUUUUUCAUCGCUUUAUUAUUUUCUCGCCACUACUUUCAUCGCUUUCGGAGUCCAUUAAUUAAACACCACCACACUCCACUCUAACUCUAACAGAUCCAUUCCUUCUCUCUCCCUGCAAACCCCCUUCUCUGCUUCUUUGCCUCUCAAAAUCGGCCCAAAUCCUAAUGACUAGCCUCAGUUGUUCAUUUUCAUUUUCUGUUGUUUCCAAAUAAAACUUUCAAGCAUUUGAACAGCCUUCCCUCUUUGUCCACUCAUUUGUUUUGGUUCUUUACGUUUCUUCUCAUUGAUUUUCUUUGUCUUUCCUUUGGUUCGUCGAAGUUAAGUUCUUGCUAUUUGGUUGGUCGAGGACUUUGUUCUUCGUUUUCUUUCUGUGAAAUUAAAGCCUGCAAAAUUUACACGAGAAAUGGCGAUGUCGGCAGCUAAUAUAGGGAUGAUGGAUGGCGCGUAUUUUGUAGGGCGGAAUGAAAUCCUUACCUGGAUUAACGCCACGCUUCAGCUCAAUCUCUCCAGGGUAGAGGAGGCUGCAUCGGGUGCUGUUCAGUGUCAGAUGAUGGACAUGACCCAUCCAGGAGUUGUUCCAAUGCACAAGGUGAAUUUUGAUGCCAGGACUGAAUAUGACAUGAUCCAGAAUUACAAGGUUCUACAAGAAGUAUUUAACAAACUAAAAAUAGAGAAGCAUAUUGAAGUCAACAAACUUGUAAAAGGGCGACCUUUGGACAACUUGGAGUUUUUACAAUGGCUGAAACGUUACUGUGACUCUGUAAAUGGUGGCAUUAUGAAUGAGAAUUAUAAUCCAGUGGAAAGAAGAUGUAAGGGUGGGAAGGAACGCAACCCCAAGGGUUCUCACAAAGUUUCAAAAUCUCUUCAAGUAAACAGCUUAGCUAAUAAUGCUGGCUUGGGCAAUGGAACAGGUUCCAAGACAGGACCUAAGCAAGGGAAAAGUGGUUCAGUGCCAGCUGUAGCUAAUUCUGCUCGUGAGAUUCAGGAAUUGUCUGAUCAGAUCAUGGACCUCAAGCUUUCUGUUGAUCAUUUGGAGAAAGAGAGAGAUUUCUACUUUUCAAAGUUACUGGAGAUUGAAAUCCUUUGUCGAAAUCCUGAGUUGGAGAACCUGCCGAUGGCAAUGACAAUAAAGAAGAUCUUGUAUGCUGCAGAUGCAAAGGAGUCGGCUCUUACAGAAGCUCAAGGGCUGAUAAGCAGAUCCAUGAAUCUUGAUUCAGAUGAAACCGAUAAAAAGAACAAUCUUGAUGCAGCUGAAGUAGAAGAUGAUUCUUAGAAUGAACAUAUAUAUCUCACACUCUUGCCUUAACUUACACUGACGGUGUUAGUGUGCUACUUGAUCAAUAAUGCAGAAUUUCGACUAAACCAUGGUAGCUUGGUUAGUGAUGUUGAUAACCAUAAAAUAGUAGCUUAGAGACUUGACACUCUUACAGAGACUGGAUAUUGUGGUAUGCAACGUGAUUAAAAUUGAUCUAAAUGUGCUUAUAAUGAACUCUUACAGUGACAUUAGAUUCUCAAUUUUCUAAUGCAACAUCAGUUGUAAAGGUAAAGCAUUGUGCUUCCAUGUUUAAUAAGUUCAUUCCCAUUGCCUCA
Messenger RNA from Nelumbo nucifera (sacred lotus), 1714 nucleotides. RefSeq names its product microtubule-associated protein RP/EB family member 1B. Lineage: Eukaryota; Viridiplantae; Streptophyta; Magnoliopsida; Proteales; Nelumbonaceae. The record is from RefSeq and is a predicted model, not a curated record. Gene Ontology annotation, molecular function: microtubule binding.